This is a messenger RNA of Nothobranchius furzeri (turquoise killifish), 6339 nucleotides long. RefSeq names its product vesicle amine transport 1 (gene vat1). The record is from RefSeq and is a predicted model, not a curated record. Lineage: Eukaryota; Metazoa; Chordata; Actinopteri; Cyprinodontiformes; Nothobranchiidae. Gene Ontology annotation, molecular function: oxidoreductase activity; zinc ion binding. Gene Ontology annotation, biological process: negative regulation of mitochondrial fusion. Gene Ontology annotation, cellular component: mitochondrial outer membrane.
GCGUUGACAGCCACUGGCCACUGAUCAGCCCACUUUGUCGGGUUUGUGUCUGCGUGCACGACUGCUGAAAGCGAAGCUCUGACUCUCACGUUUUAUUUUAUCUGCAAGAAAAGCGCGUGCAGUCUAACAGCAGCAACACUCACAAAAAGUGAACAAAAAGCCUGAAAGUAAUUUCCUAGGUUCAUCACCGUCUCGCAGCCUCCCGCACAAUGUCUGGAGAAGACGCACCUGCCCAGCAGCAAAACGCCGUGGACCAGAAGCAGGAGACAAAACCCGCUGAAGAGCCCAAAUCCGAGCCGCCCAAGACGGAGUCCGCUCCCGCCGCUGCUGCCGAGGCAGCGGCUACCCCGGCAGCGGCGACCACUGAAAAGGCCCCCGAGGAGGAGACGUUCACCUACCGCGCUCUGGUGCUCACCGGCUACGGAGGCUAUGACAAAGUCAAGCUGCAGGUGAAGAAAGGCAAGCCUGCGCUGAAGGCUGGCGAGGUUCUGCUUCGGGUCAAGGCUUGUGGGCUCAACUUCGCGGACUUGAUGGCCAGACAGGGUCUUUACGACCGGCUCCCAUCCCCGCCGGUCACCCCGGGAAUGGAGUGCGCCGGGGUGGUGGAGGCUGUGGGGGAGGAAGUAACUGACAGAAAAGUUGGCGAUAAGGUGAUGGCGUUGAGCCGCUUCGGGAUGUGGCAGGAGGUGGCGGUGGUGCCGGCCAACCACACCUUCCUCAUCCCAGAGGGCAUGAGCUUUGAGGAAGCAGCAGCUCUCCCUGUUAACUACAUCACUGCCUACAUGAUGCUGUUUGACUUUGGAAACCUGCGGCCCAACCAGAGCGUCCUCAUCCAUGCGGCUGCAGGUGGAGUGGGGAUUGCUGCCACUCAGCUGUGCAAGACGGUGAAAGACGUGACGGUGUUUGGCACCGCGUCAGCCAGCAAACAUGAGACCAUCACUCAGGGAGGAGUCACGCAUGCCAUCGACUACCGCACCAAGGACUACGUCGAGGAAGUCCGCAAGAUAAGCCCGAAAGGCUUAGACAUCAUCCUGGACCCUCUCGGAGGAUCAGACACCCAUAAGGCCUACAAUCUGCUGAAGCCUAUGGGAAAACUCAUUACCUAUGGUGCAGCCAACAUGCUGGCAGGUCAGAGGAAGAAUCUCAUUGCCGUGGCCAAGAACUGGUACCACCAGUUCUCCAUCCACACACUCAGCCUGAUCCAGGGGAACAAGUCAGUGUGUGGCUUCCACCUAGGCUACUUGGACGGGGAGACGGAGCUCAUCGCCCAGGUCAUGAACACCAUCCUGGAACUGCACCAGCAGGGCAAAAUCAAGCCCCACAUUGACUCCACCUGGCAUCUUGAGCAGGUCGGUGACGCCAUGAGAAAAAUGCAAGAGAGGAACAACGUCGGCAAAGUGGUCCUCACCACAGAGCCGAUGCCUGAGGAGGAGAAAAAGGAGGAGGCCAAGAAGGAGGACAAGAAGAAGGAGGACAAGAAGAAAGAUGACAAGAAGAAGGACGAUGGAAAGAAGGAGGAGAAGAAGGAUGAAAAGAAGAAAGAGGAGCCUAAGAAGGAGGAGAAGAAGGAGGAAGAGACGAAGGAGGAAGCAAAGAAGGAGGAGAAGUGAGAGGGAGGGUAGGGUAGUCGAGCAGAACAGCAGGGAGUUCUGGAAGGAGGGGAGGUGGCGGGGGAGACUAGAGGGGGGGUUAUAGAGGGGUGGGGUGGAUGAUGAGGAGUUGAGAUAGAUUUGAAAUUGAUAACAUCGUUCUCUGUUUUCACCUCCCCUCUUCCUCACCCAUCCAUCAUACAACGUCCACCUCCCCCCUCCUUGUUGUUGUAUUCACACACACACACGCACACACACACACACACACACGCACGCACGCACGCACACACACACACACACACACACACACACACACACACGCAUGCACGCACACACACACACACACACACACACACGCAUGCACGCACGCACACACACACAGUCCUAAACCUCUCAUGAACUCUAAUCCUGCCUCCCACCUUCUUUCCCUGAAUCGAUUUCUGUUAUUGGGAAUCAAAGCGACACACGAGCCGUGGAGGACGGUGGGUCCGGUCCAGGCCGUGGGCAAAUUACUGUCACCGUGACAACCCUAAUACCCUCCUCACACUCUGGCCCCACCCUUGACCCUGGGCCCCUCUGCACCUCGACUCCCACUGCGCUAAAUCGUUCUGCUCUGACUUCCACCUGCCACCUCCCCUCCCCACCCUCCAGCCCCCACCCCAACUGUGCUCAAUCCUCCCCCACCUCAUCUUUUCACCCCUAACUCACACCUCCCACACCACCGCCGCCACCCCGAUUCACCCUCAAGCCGGAUCCUUAGACAGGCGCAAAGACAGGCGGCUAAGCGUUGAACCACACCCACCCACACGCUGAUCUCCCAGUGUCCAGCUCAGUUAUGUCACUGAGGAUGAGUCAGAGACGCCUCUGAUUGGCUGAUGCACCUCAACGCCCCUGGAGAUGCUUCAUUGUGAUUUCGAUCGUAAUGUUGGGAGUUGCUGAUAAAAUGGCGUUAAAUGCUCGACGGGCUCCAUGUUGCGUGCUUCUCCUCCAAAGUUUGCAGCCGCCGUGGCUCCCCACUGAAUACGAGUUCCUCUCAUAAUGAGCCUUUCUGUGCUGCGUUGAAUAGAAAGCCUGAAAUUAUUGCUCAGCUUCCUUCUUAGUUACAGAUUUUUCUAGCUGACCAACUGUUGGCAAGAAGUACGCGCUGCCAAUUAGGAGAGAAUUAGUUUCUGUCCAGACAACAAACACACCAAAUGAAUGUGAUGAAAGCAGCUCUGUCAUGCUGACAGUAAAACGCCUGAAAAGUGUGCAACGUAAGAAGGUGUUUUCUAUUCCUCCUUUUGCGUCGGGAUUUCUUUCCUCCUCGAGGAAUUUCUUUGCAUUCUGCUAGUUUUUUCAGCAACCGCCCCGACCCAAGAGAGGAGAAUUCAGCUGGAGCUGGUGUCCGUGCCUCACCACCUCCUCCUCUUUCUGUUUCCCUCUCUGUGGUUGGCAUAGCAACAGGCGUCAGGCUUGUCAGAGAUGGCACUGUGGGCUUUAUUUAUUUAUUUAUUUCUUCCCUUCCAACUUCCUCCCUUCUGCAACUCUCUCUCUCUUUCUCUCUCUUCUGCUCCUCCAACAAACAGCCAGAGCUGUCAGCCAGUGUUCCAGCAGGUGGAGAAUAUUUUAUUAGUUUUAAAAAGAAGUUUUUUUAAUAUUUCCAACUAGCCUUAAAGCUAAACAUUUGCAUCGAUGACGUGUGCAAGCACCUAACGCUGCACGCCACUCCCCUCUCAUGGGGAAAUAAGCCACUUGGGUUUAUUUCCCCUCGCCUGCUCUGCUCCCUGUCUUUGAGUCCGGCUUCACUGUUAAGACUCAGAUGGUGACUAGUGACUUUGUAUAAAAAAUUAAAAAAAUAAAAAUACGGGAAAAAAAAAGAAAAAUGUUUUAAAAAAAUAAUAAAAAUAAAGCAAAAGUACAAAAACAAGAUGUGUCAGCAUGAGUGGCCUCCCUCAUGUGCUGUGUGUGGUGUGCCAUUGUGUGUGAAGAUGUGUGUGUCCUCAGGUCGUUUGUCAGGUUUUAAAAGCCCCACUCCCACCUGCCCCUCCACACCUCCACCUUACACUACUCUGCUACAGUACGAUGUAGCAGCCACCCCACCCUCCUCUUCAUCUCUCUCUCUCUCCGUCCUGUCUGAUAAGAGGCCUGUGUCAUGAGGACAGUUGGUAUUUAGUAUUUUUGCACUCUGCUCGCUGAUUUCAAUGCACUUGCAAAGUAUGGUGGUCGCACUCCAGUACCCCCACUCCACACACAUGCACACACACACACACACACACACACAGGCUUUGAUUUAGCUGUGGGUUUGCAGCCUGUUUGUGUCCAGAUUCCAGUGAAGCAGCAGACGGGUCAGACAAACUCCUGCAAAGGUCUCCCUGGUUCUCAGCUCUUGCUCAGGCCAACUUCUCCUGGGUGGCAGCUAAAAUCAAAGCCUUCGUCCAUUCUUCGGCGUGCGGGGAGUAAAACAUGGACGGAGAUGAGCUGGACUGGAGUGCGACGACCACGCCGGUGUGGGGAGUGAUUGUGUUCUGUCAGCCUCUGGUUAGUGUUCUGUUCUAAUCUGCUGGGCUCCCUUUGUGAACCUGUGGACGGUGCUUCUGUUCCGAGUGCCAUGUGAGAAACAAAUGCUUCAGUAAAUGAAAAAAAAAAGAAAAAUGUCUUACUUACUAUGUUAUUUUGAUUUUACCUUUAUGUUUUCUUUUGUUUUUGUUAUCCGAGGGUUUAAAGUUCAAAGGUCAUACAGUACUCUGUGUGGGGACCUGCUAACCUGCACUCCUUUUAAAUGUGAUAAAGUUUUUCUUUUUGUUGUUGGUCCAAAACAUGUGUGCCAAAUUGUAUGUAUAUUCCUCUGUCAAUGCUUUGAAUAUUAACAAUGCAUAAAAAAUAUAUUAAAAAAAUCUGCCUUUGGAUGCAUUUCCAUCAGCCUGGAGAAGGAAAGAAAACGCAGUGAAGUUGUCAGAGUUUUGUAUCCCAAAUGCUCAGUUCCUUUUGUUUCUGCAGUUUACAAACAGUUUAUGGCUUUUGAUUGUUUGCAGUCUUACUCAAGUUAGGGUCCACACUGUGCCUCUCAUCUUGCACAAAGGUCACCUCAGUCUGAGGCCCCUCCUUUGUAUUUACAUCAUUUUCAGUGUUUUACGAGCACAACCAGCCCUUCUACCUGUUUACGACAAAACAGCACAAGGAAAAGGAGCAUUUAGGACUCAAAACAUGUUUGUGUGUGUUUCUGUGACUCUGUUGGGUUCUAACAAGCAAACAGAUGUUUUCACACAGCUGUGCAGGGAUGCUAAUCCUGUAACACAGCUGAACAAAACCCCCAUCCUAUUGACUGAACAUAGCUCAGUCCUGUCCUGCACCAGGCUCAACAUUUCCGCUUCUCAGCUGCUUUCAGUUCACAAAAGGUUUGUUCGCCAUCCCUCUGUUCCUGUGCUGCAUCUGCAGUUCCUCUUGGCCCGUGCAACAGUGCAGCAGAGCCAGAACUGUUCUGCGCAUCAGCCCCUUUUCUCUACACACUAAAUAAAGCAUUACUGACAUCUGGAAUUUGAAACUGCAUGUGGAAAACAAUUACAAGCCUUUACUUUCAGUAUUUUCCCCGUGGAUCUGUUGGGCUAAUGCCUCUGAGAUGAACAGUCAGCUGGGCGGGUGCUUUUAGUCUCUGGUUGGGAUUCGAGUUGAUCUUUUGGUUAAACUCCGGCCCUCCCCUUCCUCGCUUUGGCCCGCCGUCGGAAAGCUUUUUCACUACGGUGAAGCUGGAUCGCAUGUCACCUUGAAGCGGUUUCCCAGUCACUCCAGACACUUAUGCAAGAGCAACUCAGAGAUGCAAUGAAGAAAAACUGUUACAAAGUAAAAAUAGUCAAAGACUGGUAACUUUUCUGGGCAUUUGCUGAUUUAGAUCUGAAUUAACACGCAAACGUUUGGGUCAGGAACACAGUAUUUCUGUAGCUGAUCUUCUUUCUGUCUUUAGAGUGUGGCUAAAGUUCCUCACAGGCAUCAACUCUUGAGUUUUGAAGUUUUUUUUUUAUUAUUAUUUUUGUUUCUCAGGUCGUUCCAAACAGCAUUUCGUCUCAUUGCUAACACACACACAACAAAACUGCUCCACGAACUCUCACAUCGGUUGUCUUUCGCAGCAUCCAUGUCUGGUCUAAGAGGAGGCUCUGUCAGUGGCUCGUCCACACUGAGAACCCAAACAGUCACGUGCACCUGCAGCUAUUUUCUCUUUUAGCAGUCACUUUUAAAGUUUUGGCAAUGAAGAAGCAUUGCAGAGCUGCUAAGCAAGUACAAUCUGCUCUGGAUUGUCACUAGAACGCAUGUUUGUGUGAAUCUGUUGUCACAAUGUGAAGGAGGGGAGUGCCAGUCCACCUCCCCGGCCUUCAUCUCCCCGGUCCCCGCUCUCCCCUACAGCAUGGGCACUGCCGAAGCCAGCUGGCACAUCCAUGCACAAUCUUAACCUAUCUCUGGGAAUGCUUCAGACACUCGCUGCCCCCCGCUUCAUCAUCACUGGUCAUUUUCGACACCGCGUACCAGACCGGUGACUUUUUUCUUCUCUGUCCGACUCUGGUUUUAUUUUCCUGGCUGCAAACAAACUUCCCAUCUCAACUUUGUUUUUUAAACCCUUUGAAUUGAUGCUGCUUCUGUGUUUGACUUUGGGUUUAGUGCGUGGUGCCAUGUUGUCCAAAUGGCCUUUAGAGCUUGUAACGCUUCAGUGUGUGAUGUUACCAUAUGCCUUACAUGUUUUCCAGGACUAAUAAAAAAAAAGCAUAACAAAAAAGUUAGGAAA